Molecule: messenger RNA, 1053 nt
Organism: Suhomyces tanzawaensis NRRL Y-17324
Lineage: Eukaryota; Fungi; Ascomycota; Pichiomycetes; Serinales; Debaryomycetaceae
Exons: 1
Source: RefSeq, a predicted model, not a curated record
AAGCAACACUAUGACGAGAUCUUGAACGAUGUGGACGACUUGAAGAAGAACCUCACCUCCAUCGCCAAAUCCGUCUACAACUUGACGCUCCAUUCAGUCAACGAGAUCAAUGAGAAGACGAAAGGCUCGUGGAAGUUUUUUGACGACUUAGACAAGAAGACCCACGAGAGAGCCAACGAAUUGGCAGACGAGUAUCUCAGCUCCGGGGCAGUGGUACACGGUUCCGAGGUUGCAUCCAACUACAACACUGGCGAAAGGGCGUACCCCAGCUUCUACGAAAUCAGAGACCACUUCCACAAGCAAUUCUCUCCCUUUGGCGAGAAGGACACCUUUGAGGGGUUCGUUGGAGGCCCGUUCGGGAACUGGAGUGGUUUCCACGACAAUUUCCACGGGUCGUUCAGGAACGGAAAGACUCCCUUUGGCUACUACUCCCAUAAGUCGCCAUCCAUUCGCAGCUACAAUGACUGCAUGACCAAGAAUGGCGAGUCAAUCUGGGACUCCAAGGGUUACUGGAGAUGCUUAUUCCCAAACAGCGAGGUUCCUGUCGAGUAUUUGAGAUACAAGAACGAGAACUUCCCUGAACGGAUCCUCACCAAAGAAGACUUCAAUUCUGCAAUCAAGACUGCUAGUGCUCAAGAGAAGGAUGGAGUGAUUGAUUUGGGCGAGAAGGGAACCUACUUCAGGAGGCUCGAGGAUUUGAUGAACUGGAAGAGUAUCAUGUACCAGAAUGCCAGAGAAGAGAGAGCAAACAGAAGAAGAAGAUUCCACAAGCAGAACCAGAAACUUGAUGAAGUCGCCACUUCACAACCGGCCACUUUGGACACUCCGAAGCAGGUCGUCUCCAGCUCCCUGCAGUCCACCUACAACAUGAACAGUGAGAGCAAGGAAGUCGAGUUGAAUGAAAUCAGAACCGAGUAUUUCAGCGACGGUACACUGGUGACUAAGACGAUCACUAAAUCCAAGCCUUUGGAUGCGAAGGACUGGGUCAAUGUGGUGGAAAACGUCGAGCACGGUGCUAAUAAGUCUAACGGGGGUUGGUUCUGGAACUCCAGG